AUGGCAAGCAAAGCCGCUGCACGAGUUAGAAAGAAGGAGAUCGUUAAGGUAAUCCAUGGUGCCUUGCUGAAAACAAAUAUCAAAGCUCAAAUGGCAUCUGCGGCUCCUCCGCUUGGGCCCCAGCUUGGUCAGCGAGGGCUUAAUGUUGCAAAUUUCUGCAAAGAGUUCAACAAGGAGACGGGUCACUUCAAACAAGGCGUUCCAUUGCCGACUAGAAUAACUGUAAAGCCUGACAGAACUUAUGAUCUUGAAAUUUGUACUCCCACUACAACCUGGCUGCUCAAACAAGCAGCAGGAAUUGGAAGAGGAAAAUCUACAAAAGAUGAAAUUGUGGGAAAAUUAAGUGUCAAACAUUUGUAUGAAAUCGCCAGGGUCAAAUCUAGAGACAAAGCUUUAGUCGGAGUUCCUCUUGAGCAAAUCUGUCAGAAUCUGGUUAAAACGUGCCGAACAAUUGGAAUCGCUGUUCAGAAAGAAGACUUGGACCCAGUAGAAUUAAAAGAAUUUUUAACGCAGCGUAAAGAAAGGGUUGAUGCACAAUUAAAGGAACUUGCAGACAAGAAAGCUGCAAAAAUGCUCAGAACAACAUAA
Caenorhabditis bovis is the source of this 588-nucleotide messenger RNA. Lineage: Eukaryota; Metazoa; Nematoda; Chromadorea; Rhabditida; Rhabditidae. The record is from the annotation of a GenBank genome assembly.